Cylindrotheca closterium is the source of this 990-nucleotide messenger RNA. Lineage: Eukaryota; Bacillariophyta; Bacillariophyceae; Bacillariales; Bacillariaceae. The record is from the annotation of a GenBank genome assembly.
AUGACCGAACUUCUUCUGGCUCCACAGCAGGGUUCGAUAACGCACUUUUUUGUGACCACACUCCCUUUAUUAGGGCUUCUCGUUUACUUUCUAUAUGAGGCCUGGGACCGGCCAAACGCCUUAAUUUACCAGCUUGGCGAUGACUAUACAGACGACCAAAUGAAUGAGGCCAACGCAGAAAUCGGGUCCAUGAUCCGCCUUUUUGAUAUAUUGGUUGUGUUCCUGGUCUUUCACUUUCUGUGGACUCUAUUCGCAAUCUAUGUGCAUGUUUUCAUUCCAAAGAGACGUCACUUGGUCGGAAAGUAUCUUUCCGAUGGUGAAGAAGUUAUCGGUGAUGUUCUGUAUGACAAGAAUUCGCGCACGUGCACCACAUUCCAGGACUAUGGUUAUGCUGUUUAUCCUCAUCCAACGAAGCAGACUUUGAUUCGAAAAAGAGUGAGAGUAUAUCAACCAUACACUCGCGAAAAGAUCACAAUUCUUCGGCUUCCAAACAAACCAUUGUCAGGACAAGCCAAGAUUGAUAUUGAGAUUGAUCUUAGUGCAGCAUCCAAAGAUCGUGAUAAUCGAAACAAACAGCUUGCAGCUUUUGCAGUAUUGUGGUUCUUCUUUACGCUCAUGGGCGCUGGGUAUGUGGUUCACCAAAUGGGCAAGUUGGAUGGCAGUGUGGAGGACUAUAGCAUGUCCAUGAAGCUCUUUUUGGUUUUUGUUGGCUUGAACAUUCCUGUUGCCUACUUUUCCAAUCUUUCCCGAUUCCUAAUAGCUAGAAAUUGGAUGACUAACCGUGGUGCCAUGAUCGAUGGAUCUGACGAUGCACGGGAGCUUGCACCGGGAUGCUUGAUGGCAGUAGAGUCUUUUGAUGGGUCAAACGUUGUUCCAUACAGUAUGAUGAAUGAAGAAGAGAUGUCUUACCAAGGAUCAAUAACAAGCCACGAAUUGGACCCCAAAAUGAUGGAGGGUGCACCAAUGAAGAAAGUAUGGGUUACAUUAUAG